Messenger RNA from Nestor notabilis (Kea), 921 nucleotides. RefSeq names its product superoxide dismutase 3, extracellular (gene SOD3). Gene Ontology annotation, molecular function: copper ion binding; superoxide dismutase activity. The coding region runs from base 15 to 734 and encodes 239 amino acids. The record is from RefSeq and is a predicted model, not a curated record. The transcript has a single exon. Gene Ontology annotation, biological process: removal of superoxide radicals. Lineage: Eukaryota; Metazoa; Chordata; Aves; Psittaciformes; Psittacidae.
UCCAAAUUGCCAAGAUGCUUCUGCUCCUUUCUCUGGUCACUUGGCUUGCCCUGACUGCCUCUGAUGUCACGACAGACAAAGAAACUGAUCAAAGCCAAGAGUCGUUUCAGGACAUGCAGAAGAAAGUGAAUGACCUCUGGCAGAAUUUGCUCUACCCAGUAAUGCCUGGUAAUGAGACUGACGGGAUGAUUUACGCCACUUGUGAAAUGAAGCCCAGCUCCAAAAUAGAAGCUGACAAGCCACAAGUGACUGGACAAGUCUUAUUCAGACAGUAUUACUCAUCUGGAAGAUUAGAAGCCAUUUUUUACCUGGAUGGAUUUCCACUGGAUAAUAAUCAAUCUGGUAGAGCUAUACACAUCCACGAGCUUGGGGAUCUCAGCAAGGGCUGUGAUGCUACAGGAGGACACUACAACCCCUUCAGCGUGAAUCAUCCCCGGCACCCAGGGGAUUUCGGCAACUUUUUCCCUAAAGAAGGCAAGAUCAGAAAAUACAAACCAAAUCUCUUUGCCACGAUGUUUGGUCCAUACUCCAUCAUGGGCAGAUCCGUUGUGAUCCAUGAGCAGGAAGAUGACAUGGGCAAGGGCAACAACAAGGCCAGUUUGGAAAACGGAAAUGCUGGGAAGCGUCUGGCUUGCUGUGUGAUUGGGGUGUGCAACAAGAACUUGUGGGAAGAGAAACUGUCCGAGGUUACAGACAAGAAGAAGAGAGGGCUCAACAAAAGAACACAGAACUAGGCUGAAGUGAAGAUCAACACAAGGGUGACAGCCUGGGCAGCACAAAGCACCUUAGGCUGUGCCACUGGCCACCAAGAUACAUGGCUAAAGGCUUCUCAUUUCCAUUUACUUGCUCCUCUAAGAAAUGUGUAUCACUUCGUAGAGCAUCCUUUCUGUAAGCCCAUUAAUAAAAACAGCAUCAACUCAA